Xyrichtys novacula (pearly razorfish) is the source of this 29502-nucleotide messenger RNA. The record is from the annotation of a GenBank genome assembly. NCBI's taxonomy places the organism in Eukaryota, Metazoa, Chordata, Actinopteri, Labriformes, Labridae.
UGUGUGUGUACGAUCAUGAAUUAGACAUCCGGGCUGUGUGUGUGGAAGAUGGCGACACUUAUCCUCCCUGGUGAAUGGAUCAAAAACUGGGAAAAAUCAGGAAAACACGAGUUGUAAGUAGACUUUAACUUCAGCACAGCGUCAUAACGCAAAGCUAUCGAUCGAAAAUGAAUAAUUGAUAAAAAAUUUGUUAGCAUUUCUACUUCAGGCCAGUCUUUCCACUGUGUUUGCUCAGGCUAACAUUAGCUGCUACGUUAGCUAGCAAGAAAGCGUCCCGGUGGCCUGCCAACGUUCAGCGAAUAUGUAAUGCAAUUUAUUUGAAUGAUGUUUGAUUAAAAUAAACCGUGCUGGAAGUUUGAUAAUUUUCAGGUAGUUGAAACUCGACUUAAAUGAGAAUAACCUGCGUGUUUUCUUUCGCUCUCAAUAGUACAUCUGUAAACACAGUAGCUAUCAGCUAAGCUAGUUAGCACGUAGCUUCUCUCCGGCUGCAUGGAUUUGGCUCAAGCUUUAACGUUUGGUGUAGGUGAAUUUGGUCCCAGUGGUUACACACGUAGCUAACAUUACCUGUCAAAACAUAAACAAUAAAAUAUACCACCAUAGCAGAUGCUGUGUAACGCUUUUUAGUUGAUAGUAAUCAGGUGGAGGGAAACAACGGAUACUGACAUAACGUUACGGCUAACAGUAACGUUAGUCAUGCCAUCCGUGAUGUUGAAUGUCCCACCAUUUCUCAUGAGAUGUGAUAUUUAUUUCACUCAAUAAACAUCCUCCUUUGAAAGAUAAAACAUGCUGAGAGCAGACUUCAGGUGAAACAUUUAUAAACAGUUAACCUCUCAACUAUCAUGUAGCUGGAGAACCGGUUCCCAUUAGGGUGAGCUAGCUAACAUAACAGUAGCUGCAAUAACCUUAUGAGAUUUCUGCCUUCUGGGGAUAUUGAUCAGAGAUUACUUCCUUUAUCAACAAAUUAACAUGUCAGAACUCACUCUGUUGGCGUCUUACAAUCCCAGAAGACCUUCCCCACAACAUCAAUAAUUAUACCUGGGACGAUAAGGGGUUCUAGUGAAAUAACUCCAAAGAGGGAAAUGUUGCGUGGAUAAAAUACUAACUACUUUUCUUGUACGCAGCCAUGAUGUUCAGGCUGAGGGACAAUAGCUGUAUCCCCUCCGAGUUGAUAGUAGUGGUUGCAGGCCUUGCAUAUUCAAGCAAGGCCUGCUGAGAGAUGCACUAGCUCAAAGUGCUCCUCUCUUAGUCAAGUAUGUGUAGUACACUGUUCCUCUAUCUCAAUAGUAUAAUACACCGACCAGCCAUUACAUUAUGACCAUCUGGGGAGUCUAACUCAACAGCUCUGUUUUAAAUUGUACUAGUUUUUGUUGACAUGAUUAUUGUACUUAAUAUUUAUAAUCAAAGAUGCAGUAUGUGGUUGUGGUGGUUUAUUAUGUCUUAUAAUGAAAGACACUUAAAACAUUUCCAUUCCACAGACAAACAUGAGGGGAGCAAAAUAUUUAGAACACUUUUCAAUACAAUUCAUGCAACUACAACUUUUACUACAGCUUCAACAACUCAUUUAAAGAACAGUAAUCUGUCUGACCAUGUCAACCAAAAGUGAUAAUGUGGAAAUUUAGUUUAUGUAAAAGUUAUGGUAGAUCUGUUGUACUGGGUUGCAUUAGACUGCCCAGGUGUUCAUAAUGUUACAGCUAUCAAGAAGGGACCCCCCCCAUGAACGUUUCAAAAUAAUAUAUUUCUGAUUCGAUACUAGCUUGGCUGACGUGCAGCUGAGAUGAGGCAAUGAAGCUACUGUCAAUGCAAGAGCAACAUGAAAUCCUUUAGAGAAUGGCUCUGCUUUGAAGGCCUGUGCCAGCAAGCCUGUCAUUUCAGGGAAUCCGUCCUGUGCAUAGCUCUGGUGGGCAGCAAGUUAAAGGGUAUUUCCAGGGGCUGAAAGUGGAAGGCAGAGUGGACUGCUGAUUUAGUGCUCUACCAAUUUGUUUCAUUAUAUUUGUAAAAUCUUAUUGACAGUAAGUCUGACCUUAGUUUCCUGACAAGCAACUGUCACUUUAAUACAAUUGAUUUGACUGUACUUUUGCUGUAUAAAAGCAUCACUGGUGCUGGCAGUAAUCACUGGCAGUUCCACUAAUACACUGAUUGAAGAGAUGAAUCAGAUGUAGAAGUAUUCUGUUAUAUGCGGGUUUUUGUUUUCAUUCUAACUUUGACAGAUAUAUAGGCAGCACUCAGAAAAGUGUCCAAUAUGCCCAGCAAAAUCAAAGCUAUGUGAAAGUUAUUUGAAAAGUUGUUUAAUAUAAGAUGUAUAUUUGCCAGUGUUGUAGAAAGAGUUUGGAGUUGACACAGAGCUUAACGUCCAAGCCAUCCAGAAGUAACAAACUUCUGACAUAGUAGAAUUUGUUAUCAAUAAGAUUGCUGGGCUUUUACUGUUUGUUCAGAUAGGAAUUAAUCAAGAAUUGUGUCCUUAGAGUGGUGUCACAUAUGUCAACUAAAGGCCAAUUUUACAAUGUAUGAGCUGUCAUGUUUUAGUUGUCUAACUGACCACCUUUUCUCUUCUUACUUUGCAGUGCACAACUCUGCAAAGAGCUCACUGAGAAAACAGAUCAUGGAAGUGAGGUUAGAGGUAAGUAAGGUCACAUCUCUCUGUGGUUCAUAUUUUAGUGUACUUCACUUUGAAACAAAGGCGCAUUUAUUUUCUGAAAACAAUUCGUGUGUAUGAAUCACUUUUUUUUUUAUUUUUUUUUUUACAUGAAGUGUUUUAGAGAAAUCGUUGAAACACCAAAAAAGUUGUGUACCAAAUUUGCACGAAAAUGGGUAAAAAGAGGCUUCCAAUUGGUUGUCCCCUGAAAACUACACACCUCUGAGGGCAUAUUUUCCAUUUGCACUUGUACCACAGACAAGAAUGCUGAAGUGGCACAAUCCAGCUGGCCGGUGAUAUUGCUAAAACACAUUUGUCAACAUGUACGAUUACAAGAUGGUGAACUACAUGUUCAGAGCUGAAAGAUAGAUGUGUAAAAAAAAUGCCCAGUUUUCCUAUUUUCUGCUUUUUAAGGCUGUUCUGAUGAGUUUUAAAACAGGUAUGUAAAGAUCGAAGGGAAUCCAGGGUUGCUCAAAACAGAAUAUGACACCUGUGUUAUUGCCCUGAGUCCGAUAAUGUCAAUAAUACUGGGAGUGUGCAAUAAAUAAUCAGUUAUUAGACUCCUAUAAUUAUACACAAUGAUAUAUCUGAUUAACUAAGGAAUACAAAGUGUUCCUCAAAGGAAGACAUGUGAGCAAAAGUAAUGUCAUCAGCACCACUGCAAGAAGUCAUGAAGUAGUGGUGCAGUGAGUCAGACUGGUAGAGGAAUCUGUCCAGAGUUUGUAUUGUUUUCAUAUUAGCAUAAUAGUUCUAGGCACCAAAAAUAAACACACUGAUUGUAUCUCAUGAAUCAGAAUGACAUUUUACCAUGUCUUAUCCCACCCCCAGUUAAGAUGGUGGUUAAUGUUGCUGCAUUAAUUCUUGUUCAUAACAGAAGGCUCUCUGGGAUUCUGUUGUGAUUGUGUAUUGUAAAAUAGGGAUUAAAAAUGGUUUUCUCAGCACUUCAGUAGUUCUCAGUUCUUGUGGUGCAGACUUAAGAAGAAAAGGCAGGUCUUACAUUUCAAAGAACUCAAACAAGUUCAUCCAGUCUGAAAAUGCUUUUUUGUCCAGAAAUAUCCCUUUCUUCUAUUUUUCACUUCCGGCCCUCACACAGCAGACUUUUACUUUGCAGAACACGAGUGUCUCGCAAAUAGCCAGCUACACCAGUGUUUUUGCAUCAGAAUCAUUGUUUGCCACGUGUCACUAAGUGUGAAGCCGCAGUGUUUUGAAUAGUUCCUGCCUGAGCUAAUCACACCUGAUCCGUUUUUAUGUCAGAUGAAAGUGAAGGUCCUCAGGCUAGUUCAGAAUGUGUAAUUUGUGAAUAAGAAGAGGUUAUAAUUUGUUUGUCUUGCUUUGCAAAGCUGGUGCAGACUCAUCCAUUGACAUUCAAGGCCGUAAUUGUUGCCGAAGGGGCCUUAACAUAGUCUUCGAGUAGCUAAAUUCUUAAUGCAGUAUUGUGUGUGUGUUUGCUUUCAUCCUCAAUACAAAAGAGCCUUUUCCUCUCCAUUUGUUAAUUUUUCAAAAGAUGAACCGUGUCUUUUUUCGUCUGUCUGUCUGCAGAUAUACAGGCCGCCUUAUACGAGCUCUGCUGGCAGGUUGUACACGGGAACCUGAAGUUGGAUGUUGUCGCCAGCGUCCUUGGGGACAUGAUGGUAGGAAACACUUUUUAAAAAAAGUUUUUGUAUGUAGUCAGAGUAAUCUGUCUACACAGAAAUAAAAGUACCUGUUAGGCACAGUGUUUUCCCCUGUGUCUGUUAAACUGUAAUGCUGUUUCUUACUGAGCUCAGUCAUGUCAUAACUUCGCAUUUGAUGGUCAACAUAACAAACCUUGGCAGAGCACAUUGAUUUGUUCAGGCAUACUUGUAUCUGUCAGACAACAGGCCAGACAAUAUCAUUUCAUUUUCAAGCCUCAAAGUGAACUGGCUUACACUUCUUUCAUAUUCUCUUGGUUUGGUAAACAUAGGGCAUAAAGCUGUAAAUGUACACCUGAAAAUAUGCAGGAUUUUUUUUCUGCUUAAGCAUUAUGUGUAACCGCUCUCUUUUUUUCUUUUGCUUCCAGGAACUCAGAGAUGACAUGCCAUCAAUUUUAGCAGAUGUGUUCAGCAUACUAGGUACUUUUUCUUCAGUAUUAAGAACAUUGACUCAUUUCCACUAGUCUCAUUAAAAGUACUGUGUUUUCUUGCUUUAUUAUGAAACAGCUUUUAGUGUCUGGAAUUUGUCGACUUAUACAUUUUUUUUCUUAUAAUUUUGUUUUUCGCAGAUUUAGAGACUGGAGCUCUGGAAGAGAAAAACAAACGUGACCAUUACACACAACUGGUGGGAGCAUGUUUGGUAAGGAUAAGAGUCAGGCAUGGGAUUCUUUCAGGUUUACAAAUUUUCAUACCUAAAGAAGUAAUGCCCAUAGAUAUUUGUAUUCAUAUGAGUGGAGUGAUAAGCUGCUUGGUGCAUCAAAGAGAAUCUCAGAACACAUGGAAAAAAAUGUGGGACCCUUCAGUAAGUUUCCUAGUAUCGGUGUUAGAAUUUGCAAUGAACUUGAUCUGUUAUUGAGUGUGACAACAGUGAGCUAUGUGCCUAUUAGCUGAUGUUAGCCUCUAAAAUGGUAAAAAUGAAGUUUGAUCCAGUUUCAAUAAGCUCUUCAUUUCUGUUUGUCUUUGUAACAAAAGCUGUAACCAGUUUUGAUGUCACUGAGGUCCAGAACUUGGUAGCUUGAUCGAGAUAUAAAUUUUUUUACACACAGCUAUAAAAGGAAGUCGCCCCUUUUUUGCUUAUGAUGCUCAGAAUGAUCCCCUCGCUCUCCCUCCAGGGUUAUUAAGAUUGUAAAAAUGUGUUUGUUUGUGUGAAACAGGGUAUCUUUCAGCUUUCUCCAAUGCGAAUUAUGUGUCUUUAUGAACCUAUAUCAUGAAAAAACAUUUAAGAGGACUUAAAAUUGGAAGUGAGGGCGAAGGCUAUCUGUUUAGGGUUUUUGGCGCCAUCAAAAUACAGUUAAAAAUGGAUGAUCUAGUUGAUGUAACAUAGUUUGACAAUGAUUAAUAUGAAAAGGACCUGAGGAAAAUUUCAAAAAUUUUUGCAGAUGUUUCAGUCAAUCAGACUUUAUUUAUUUUUUUGCAGAAAAGUUUGUAGACCUGUGUAUGAAUUGUGCUGCAGAUGUUAUUAUUAUAAUUUUUUUUUUAAUUAUUUUUUUUUUUAGAUUUUCGUUCCAGAAGCCAUCCUGAAAGAGAGGCUCGAUCCAGAAACCCUUGAAUCGCUUGGACUUAUCAAGCAGGCCCAUCAGUUCAAUCAGAAGAUCGUAAAAAUCAAGACUAAACUAUUGUAAGUACAUCUCACACUUUGGUAGCAGUGAUGACGCACAUGUAUAGAAUGUUUUCAAUGUGUUAGGAAGUCUCAUCACGUGUAUACAAUAUUCUCUCUUUUUUUUCUUGCAGUUAUAAGCAACAGAAAUUUAACUUGCUAAGGGAAGAGAACGAAGGCUAUGCCAAACUAAUCACAGAGCUUGGCCAAGACCUCUCAGGCAACAUCACCAGCCACAUCGUCCUGGAGAGCAUCAAGUCUCUUAUAGGUACCUAACAAGUUUAUUUCACAGCAUAAUGUGGCCCACUCCAGUCUGUAGCCGCAGGUUUGCCAAACCUCUAUGGACAUGUUUUGUUUAUAGUGCUUGGCAUGUUUCUUUGGUUUGUUCUUGAGGAUUUUCUCAAACUCAGGGUUUGAAAAAGUAAAACAAGAGAGGGCAUUUGCAUGUUUUAGACGACCACAACACUUUGUUCCUUAAUGACAUUUAAACACACCCUGAGUAUGAUUUUUAUACUCCAAGUGAAUGUAUUUUUCAGCACCUUUUAACAUUUUCCUCAUUUUCUGUUCACACCUGUUUCUUUAGGCUUUAUCCCUGAAUUAUCUUUUUUAUUUUUUGCACAGUGAUUGCACAGUGAUCUUAUGUCCCAUGAACACAUCCUUUUCUUUUCUUCCGGCAGGAUGUUUUAACUUGGACCCUAAUCGCGUUCUGGACAUUAUCUUGGAGGUGUACGAGAGUCGAUCUGAUCAGGACGAGUUCUUCUUGUCACUUAUCAAGUCAUACAUGUGUGAGCCGCUCACCCUUUGCCACAUCCUGGGCUUUAAGUUCAAAUUCUACCAGGUAAGGAUAACAAAACAUUGAUCAUGACAACCAGAAUGAAAACUCACCUAUAAGCAGAGAAAUCAAGCCUUCGAAGUCUGUGUCAUUUAAAACAAAAGAUUUCCAGCAACUGAAUGAUGUGCUGAUAUUUUUUGCAGAUUUAUAUCAGCUAUCAGAUUCCCUAAAUAGCAUAAUUUUUUUUCGAAACCAUCUUUAACUAAAUACCAUGAGAUAAAGCAUUAAUUUGUCCCUGACAUUUGAUUUCAGUGAUUCUCUAUUUGUUUUGUUUUUCAGGAGCCCAAUGAGGAAACUCCCAAGUCUCUAUACCACAUUGCUGCUGCUCUGCUUCACCACAACCUUAUAGAGCUGGAGGAUCUCUAUGUGCAUGUAAGGAAAACAAAAAGAUUGAGUUUACCAACUUGGCACAUGAAUAACAACAAGGUCUUAUUUUCAUGUAUCUGUAAAUCAGAGUGUGGUGAAAUGCGUUUCAUGAGCUAAAUAUUGAAGCUGUUGCCUUUGGUUUCUUUCAGGAUGAAUAAUAUGACAUGAUAUAUUCACUUGGUUCUGAUAUUAUUCUUACGCAGUAUCAAAAAAAUGUAGUUCAGUUUCACCCACAAUAUCACACAUUUACCCUCAACUGAAUCUCGUUGCUUCUGCUGUUCCAGCUCAUGCCACCAGAUGCCGCCAUCAUAGAGGAACAUAAACGAGACAUCUCGGAGGCCAAGCAGAUUGCUCGUAAACUGGUUAUGGUUGUGUUGCCCUCUGAGAAAAACGAUGACAAAGACAAGGAGAAAGAAAAGGAGGAGGAGAAGAACGAGAAGGUAUUCAAGCAUUUGUUGUUGUGUGUGAAUAUAUAAGUGAUUAUAAGCGUGCACACAUUUGAUGUUGUCAGUCUGGGUUGAUGUUAUGAGCCAGAAGAGUGUGAGCGAUCAGUGCCUCUGUCCUCCUCUUGGUCUCUGUUGUGGAGUUUGCUGGACUCUGGGAGGUUUAGUGUUAUUGCACAGACACUCAGUGGUUGCUCCUCUGUGUCCUCAGCCACCCGAUAACCAGAAGCUCGGUCUGUUGGAGGCGCUGCUUAGAAUCGGAGACUGGCACCACGCCCAGAGUAUUAUGGACCAGAUGCCGCCUUUCUAUGCAGCUUCCCACAAGGCCAUUGCUCUGGCUCUUUGCCAGCUUGUUCACCUGACUGUGGAGCCUCUUUACAGAAGGUGCUGAUUUUAUUUAAUGUUUCACUUACUGCUCUCUGACCAAGACAGGCAUGGGUAACUCUUUUUCCACAGUUUGAAUUGAUUACUUUAGCCCUAUCCUUGCCAAUACUCCGAACAAGAAAUAUAAAGUUUGACACACUGGUCUGUCCCUCACAGAGCUGGCUUACCAAAAGGGGCACGAGGACGUGUGAUCCAUCCGCUGAGGAACAAGAGGGCACCACGGCCCGCAGAGAGCUUCGAGGACCUUCGCAGAGACACGUUCAGCAUGCUCGGCUACCUGGGCCCUCACUUGUCUCACGACCCCAUCCUCUUUGCAAAGAUUGUGCGUCUCGGAAAGGGCUUCAUGAAAGAGGUACUCAACGGUCACCUUUCGCAGUACUACAUCAACACCUCAGUUUGUCUUAUUUUGACUCAUUUUUGUCGUACUUUUCCUCGCAGUUCCAAAGUGACGGCAGAGCUGACUUCAAAGACAGAAUGGUUUGUGUGAUGCUAAAUAUUAAACAAAAAUACACUCAAAUUGUUAUCAAAGAUCUAUUAUCAAGACAUGUCCGUGUCGAUUGUGUUGUUAUUGCAGGACACACUAUUGAGUUGUUUUCUGAGCAUUGCAGACCAGGUGCUACUCCCCUCUCUCUCCUUGAUGGAGUGUAACGCAUGCAUGUCUGAGGAGCUGUGGGGUCUCUUCAAACUCUUUCCUUACCAGCACAGGUGGGACACACACACAUGCACACACACACUGAUUCACACUUGCACUGACACUGUUUAAUUGCGUUGUUGAACAGUAAACCCUCAGGCUGUGCUUCAGGAUGGUGUUCACUAGCACGCAAGCAAAGAAUCGUUUCACCAAACCAUGCCUGAGUUUCAUGUGUUACUUCUCACACCAUCUUUUCUUCUCUCUAGUUUUAUUUUUAGUCUCUUUGUUGGAAUAUUUUGGCACAGCGUUGAUGAACACUGACAGUCCACACUCCCAAAGGUUUUGUUUUUCCUUUAGUCAUCUAAAGGAAAGUUGUGUCAGUUUGUCAUGUCGAAUCAUGCAUCUUAUUUAGUAACUGAACAUAGUAGCACUUUGUAGAAUAUUUCAGUGUCUUGCUAACCAGAGUGCGUCAGCACCAAUCGAGGGAGGAUUUAAUUUGAGCUGAAAACGGACAAAUAGAGCUGUUCAUUUACCAUCUCCCGUCGGUGUAUAAUCCAUUUGGUAAAUUGUUGUGCUGAUACUUUUUAUAGUGUUUCUUGACUUUGCUCUCCGAGUAUGACUCACAGCAGUUUUGAUUUGAUUGCGGAGUAAGUCAACCAGUAAAGAGAGGUUAAUUGUCUUUUCUCACAAGUUCUUAGAUUUGCAGAUUACAGCUUUAACAACUAGACCGCAAUCGAAUCAAGUGCCUUGGGGAAAAAAGAGAAAAGAAACUUGUUCUUUUGGCUGUGAUAAGUUAAUCCAUUUGGGUCUUCUGGAGGGGUCACUACUUUGAUAUUUUGAGGAGUGUUUUCAACAAAAAUAGAAGAUUUGAAAGCAAGGAUAAGCACUCUGCAGUAAGUGUCCUGGAGGCUUAUUGGAAUAAGACUGAAUGUUAAUUGCUGUUCAAUCAAACUGCCAGAAAAAGGGAGAAAAAAGUUUUCCAACUCAUUGCUCAAACGUAUUCAAACUAUCAACAUAACCCUGACUGUCUGUGUAAGGAUGGAACAAACCGAUAAAGCUGCCAAUGUUUCUGGAUGCUCGGUAGCUACAGCUGCUGUUUAACUGUGCUCCCUCUGUCUGUUCUCCCUCAGGUAUCGAUUAUAUGGACAGUGGAAGAAUGAGACGUAUUCCAGCCAUCCGCUGUUGGUCAAAGUCAAAGCUCAAACUGUGGAACGGGCCAAAUACAUAAUGAAGUAAGGCAGUGUGUAGAACCCUGUCGACAUUUGUUGUUUCGUCAUCUGUCUUUUUUUUUUUACCUUUGGUUGAAGUUCUCUGUCCAUCCUAUCCAAACAGCAGGUCGGUUUUUACGUGUCUUUGUAACCCGUGUGCCUCCUCAGGUGUAACCGAGACAGUCUAGCCAUUCUUCUUCUCUCCCUCUACAACCCUCUGGUGUUCUGCAGACCUUUGCUUUACUUGGGCGAGAUAAAGUUAAAGAAUGGGAAGCCUUUCACAUUCAUUCCAGCCAAGUCCCCGCAGCGUGACAGUUUUAUACUAGAGUAUUUCUCCGCCUUCUCACGGUCUUUCGGUCUUUUGUUUUAGAAACAAAAUCGCUCUCUUUUCCCAGCAUCACACAGAACCUUAUCAGGUCAUUUCAGGCGGUGGAGUGCUCCAGAUACUGAAACUGCUUUGGCAUUAAUCCAGCUUUGAACUCCCCGAAUUUCCAUCAGGACAUCCAUUUCGGUGUCUCCUCAUGCUUCGCCCUCACACAAACACUAAGUUUGUUUACUAUUUGGCUCAUAAUGACGUUCAAACAGAAAUCCCAUCAAAUUUCUGUUCCACUGUUAAUGUGUGUUGAUUAUAUUUUUGCAUAUUGAUGUUUCGCCAUAACAGACAAAUCUCUAGUGACACAUGAAUGUUUUGUUUUCAGAAGCCAUCUCAAGCUUAGCUGCAUUGAACUGACAGUUUUACACAGACAAAAUGAAAAUUAAAAUGUGACUUUGUGUUUUGUGCCGGUCAAGUAAUUAUUCUGACACGGUUCUGCUGUAGACGGAAAUCAAUGACACUACUUUUAUCUUAAGCUGACAAGCAUGAAAGCAUUUUGCAGUUGCUGUGAAGCUCGCAGAAGUGACAGUUUUUGCUUACAGCUCUCUUUUCAUCGCCUUGUCUUUUUUAAUCUGCUGUUUUGUGUCUUGUGCGUUUUUUUUCCCCUGCAUCUCUAGGCGGUUGACCAAAGAGAAUGUGAAACAAUCUGGAAGGCAGAUUGGCAAGCUGAGCCACAGCAAUCCCACCAUCCUCUUUGAUUAUGUAAGUGUAUUGAGUUGAAGUUUCUUUAUUUAACUUAAGUCAUUCUGAAUUAUGUUAAAAAAAAUUUAAAGAAAAGAAAAAUCCUGAUUAUCUCUUUAAAUUUAAAGGAGCAGUGACUUGCUCUGUGCAGAUUUUUUUGGGCUCUUUCUGUCACAUUAACUCGCAGAUAAGGGUUUGCCUAAAGGAUAAUGAAUAUGGGAAUCAAAGUCUGUCUCGCUCUAUAAAAAGAUAGGGAGGGAAUUAUUACAUUUUGGGGUUUAUGGUUGCUUUCCUUUAAAAAAUAAAACCCAAAUUAAUGUUUUCAUUGCUGCCUCUAAAUGGGAAUUAACAAUUUCAGCUCAAGACGACUGAUCCUUGCACUUUAGCUCAUGGUUCAUCUGCAUCACUGUUGUUCUAAAGAGUUCCGGUUUACCCACUCCUUAUGUUAGUCUAAUUAACACAGAAGCGGGUUGUAUUUUCCUACACAUCUGUUCCACCCAAUUCAUUGAAUUUAUUCAUGAUUUAGCUCCUAUAAAUUUGGAGUAUAACAGUACUCAUGAGACACAUGAGGCACCAUGACAAGAUGAAUUUUAAUACUUAUAUUAUUCAAACAGCAGGGAGUCCUCUCUAUGUUUCACAUCCUUUGUGUAACAUCAUUUCACCACUGACCAAUGUAGUUAAAUAGAGGUGUAGAGAUGGGAUGUUGCAGCUGAAACACCGCCAAGUGUUUAUGCUGACCAUUUCAACAUUUGCCUUUUUUCCAUCAAAGAUUGUGAGCAACCUUUUCCCUCCGCUCUCUGAAUAUGUCAUGAGUAGCCUCAGGUAGAGAGAGACAGAGAGGCCUAACAAACAGUGUCAUGACAACCCCUCGUUUUACUAUUGAUGGUUCAGUUCAAUGUAACUGAACAAUCCAAUGAAAUUGCUUCGGUGUACUUUCAAAAUAAAAGUAUGUUUAUAUCAGAAUCAAAUAGAACAACUGGUAACACUUUACUUGACACCUAUCUAUAUAACACACUAUAAAUGUAUGUAUAAUGUGUUAUAAUCACGUUACAGCACUGUAUAACUAUAGUUAUGAACACUCAUCAAUGAUCAUAAUGCUUUAUAGCAAUAAUCAUGACACAAUGUAAAGAAUGUUAUCAUAACUUACAAGGUCAGGUAUUAUAAUGUGUUAUGCUUAUUGUUUCAAAGCAUUUAUGAUCAUUAAUGAGUGUUUAUAAUAUAGUUAUACAAGUUUAUAAACAAAUUGUAACACAUAAAUAUAUGUAUAAUGCAUUAUCUAUGUGGGAAUUGUCAGUGAGUUGUUAACAGUUAUAACACAUUAUAAUGCCUGACUUUGUAAGUCAUAAUAAAAUGCGCUAUUAUGUGUUAUGAUUAUUGCUAUUUAGCAUUAUGAUAAUUUAUGAGUGUUUAUAACUAUAGUUAUACAGUGAUAUGACAUGAUUGUAAUGCAUCAUUUAUAUAUUUAUAAUGUGUUAUAGAUAUAGGCGUCAAGAAAAGUGUUACCGAUCAACUGUAUUGUGAGGCAGUCUCUUCUCUUCCCUUUUGCAUUUAGGACUGUGCUUCCUACUUGACUAAUUUUCUUGAGCUGUGCCAUUUCUUCUGUAUUUUAUGUUGAAAAGUUGAUGAACAUAUUCCAAGAGCAGGAAGUAAAUGACUUCUUUUUGGUCAGGAAUUAUUCCCAGCAGUUUGCAAUAUUCAUCCCCUUCACUUUCCUGUUUAUAUCAGAUGCUGUCCCAGAUCCAGUGGUACGACAACCUCAUUGUUCCAGUGGUGGACUCUUUGAAAUACCUCACGUCCCUCAACUAUGAUGUCUUGGCCUGUAUCCUGAGCUAUUUGGUCUUAAUUCAGUUACAACAGAUGUGUUCAUGUGUGGGUGUCUGUCAGUGUGUUAGAGUGUCCUUUGAGGCACUGAGGCUUCUUCCUCUCUCUUUGCUGUUGGACUUAACUCUGUCUUCAGAUUGCAUCAUUGAGGCUUUGGCCAACCCUGAGAAGGAGAAGAUGAAGCAUGACGACACUACCAUCUCCUCAUGGCUUCAGAGUACGUCCUACGAAAGUUAACAUGCCGGUUACUGGCCGGUCACAUUGUUCAUUUGCAUUGAAAAGGGGAGAAACCGUUUGAUGUUUAAUGAAUAUCCAACAUACACCUGUUCCUCUGCUCAAUGAAGGUCUGGCAAGUCUGUGCGGGGCUGUGUUCAGAAAAUACCCGAUUGAGCUGGCUGGCCUUCUCCAAUAUGUCACCAACCAGCUGAAGGCAGGAAAGAGGUAACUUGAUGCAAGAAGACAAAGAUGUUCUCCUUUCACCACAUGUUUGACCUUGUCUUGCCCCUUACGCGUCUUUGUAGUGUCAGAAAACGCGCCCUGCUUUAUACACCCCUCUCCCUCCGUCCUUGUCCCUGCAGUUUUGACCUGUUGAUCCUGAAGGAGGUGGUGCAGAAAAUGGCCGGCAUUGAGAUCACUGAUGAGAUGACCUCGGAGCAGUUGGAGGCCAUGACAGGAGGAGAGCAACUCAAAGCUGAGGUAUACAGACUCAUUUUCAGCCUUUUUUCCCCCUAAACAAAGACUCCUGACCAAGAUCCACCUGGACCAGUGUUGUACUUGAGCCCAGGUCAUUUUCAUCAUUGCUGUGCUCUUUUUCAACAGGGUGGCUACUUUGGCCAGAUCAGGAACACAAAGAAGUCCUCACAGCGUCUGAAGGAUGCUCUGCUGGAUCAUGAACUCGCCUUGCCCUUGUGUUUACUCAUGGCCCAGCAGCGAAAUGGUGUAGUUUUCUUGGAAGGUGGAGAGAAACAUCUGAAACUUGUGGGCCACCUCUAUGAUCAGGUAUAAGAUUCUGUUUUAUGGCAGGAAAGAACUUUAUUCAAUGGAUUUGCAGGGACGUCCUUUACAGCAUCAAGUAUAUUUUAUUUAAUUUUUUUUUGUAUUUCUGCAGUGUCAUGACACACUUGUGCAGUUCGGAGGCUUUUUGGCUUCUAACCUCAGCACAGAGGACUACAUUAAGCGGGUUCCGUCAAUCGACAUCCUGUGUAACCAGUUCCACACUCCUCAUGAUGCUGCCUUCUUCCUGUCUCGGCCAAUGUACGCCCACCAGAUUUUGGUGAGUAGAGCCGGUAUCUGUGUGUGUCUGUGUGAGUGUUUAUGUUACAUCUCUGUUUUACAUCAGUGCUCUCAAGAUAUAUCCCUGCCUUUAGAGACAAGUCAAUAAUCAGUCACGCUUCGUUGCCAAGCGAUUACAUUUUAGUGUGUGUUAUACAUUCACACCAUCCUCCUCCUCUUCAUUUGAAUAAGUGCUUAUGUGGGUUGAAUAAGCUCAACUUUAAGUUAAAAAUGUAUGGAACUUUGUUUAAGCUGCCUUUACUUAUAGAUUCAUGGAAGAUGUGGGCAGAUUAAAACAUAGCAAGGUUUUUCUUACAUAAGGAAGGAUGAAACAUGUCAGAAAUUCUUACUUUUGAACUAUUUCUGUGAUUUUAUAAACAAGAAUUUAUCUUUACAAAAAAAAAGGUUGGUCUUUGAAAAUAAACAAGUAUCAGGACAUAUGAAGAUGUAUCAUGUUUGAAUUUGCUGUAUGUCCUGCUCUUUUUCAGUCCAAGUACGAUGAGCUGAAGAAAGCAGAGAAAGGCAACAGGCAGCAGCCAAAGGUACACAAGUACGUCGCAGCCUGUGAGCAGGUGAUGACGCCAGUGCAUGAGGCUGUGGUGUCUCUGCACCCGGCCAGAGUCUGGGAUGACAUCCGCCCUCAGUUCUACGCCACCUUCUGGUCUCUCACCAUGUACGACCUGGCUGUACCAAACUCAGCCUAUGAUCGAGAAGUGAACAAGCUCAAGGUCCAGAUUAAGGCCAUUGAGGAGAACCCAGAAAUUGUGAGUAGUUGAUCCAAGUUUUGUUGGUUAAAUGGGUCGCCCUCAAACACCACUUUUGACUUUUUCAUAUUGAGAAUAUUAUCAAUAAAUGCAAAUGAAUGUCAGAGGCAAGAAGGUGCCAAAGAGAAGUGAUCAUGAGAACUGUCAGUAUGUGUGUAUAAAGUGAGAAUAAUUUCGUUGCUCCGUUUUAUUGUAGCCUAUGAAUAAGAAAAAGAAGGAGAAGGAGCGCUGCACUGCCCUGCUGGAGAAACUGCAGGAGGAGGAGAAGAAGCAGCAGGAGCAUGUUCAGCGUGUUCUUCACCGCCUCAAGCUGGAGAAAGACAACUGGUUGUUGGCCAGUAAGUUUUCUGUUGUGUUUAUCAGGGACAUUUAAUGUCUCUUUCUUUGAAUUGAUGGAGUUUUAAACAAUGCUGUUGAUCCCUGCCAAAGGAAGAAAGCAGUUUGUAAGUCACUUCCAGGAUGACAAAUAGAGAGAACUCCAGUUUGAACUCAGUUUAGACACAAUAUCUGCUGAUGUGAAUGAGUCAAAACUAGUAUUCAUGGAAAAAACUCCUCAUGCAGAAACAUUUAGUGUUUCUGCAUUUCUAACUUCAAAUUCUCACCAACAGAAUCCACAAAGAACGAGACCAUCACCAAGUUCCUGCAGCUCUGUCUGUUCCCCCGCUGCAUCUUCUCUUCCAUCGAUGCUGUGUACUGCGCCCGCUUUGUAGAGCUGGUUCACCAGCAGAAGACACCCAACUUCUGCACCCUCCUGUGUUACGACAGGGUGAGUCACUUUAAAACAUGCCAUCUUUAAUGCAAUGAUGAUCAAACCUUUUUUUUAAUGCAAAGUCAAAAGGGGGAAAGCUAAUUCUAAAGUGUGCAUUAAAAUAACAUAUUAAAAUACAUGUGGUGUCCAAAUUCAUUUGAGAGGUUCACGGACCAGCUAAGUGCUCCAUCAAAUUACAAUUUGAAAAGAUUGUAAUAAUAUAAUAAUAUAAUUGAUGUAAAAACAGUCAGACCAUGAAUUAGUACAAAGUCAAUGAAGCACAGGUUCUCUUAAUAAUACGACUCCUUUUUCAUCAUGUUACUCUGCAGGUGUUCUCAGCAAUCAUUUACACAGUGGCCAGCUGUACAGAGAACGAGUCCCACCGCUACGGACGCUUCCUCUGCUGCAUGUUGGAGACAGUGACCCGAUGGCACAGCGACCGCGCCAUCUAUGAGAAGGUGUUCAGUCCUACCUGUUCUCUGCUCCUGUUAGCUUGAUGUAUUUGAAUUAUUUUCCAAUGGAAGAUGAGCUGGGAAUAAAUCAGUGUCUUCUCAUUGUAUGGUCACAGGAGUGUGUAAAUUACCCAGGCUUCCUGACCAUCUUCAGAGCCACUGGUUUUGACGGGGGGAACAAAGUGGAUCAGCUGGACUAUGAAAACUUCAGGCAUGUGGUGCACAAGUGGCACUACAUGCUGACCAAAGUGAGCACCACCUUUUAAUAGUUACUGUUCCUAGUUUUGACUUUUGUUUGAAUGACGUCAAAACUAUUCCAACAAUUUUACCUUUGUUCCUCUGCCUUUGUUCUAUCCAGGCUUCAGUUCACUGCCUGGAGACGGGAGACUACACCCACAUUCGGAAUAUUCUCAUCGUGCUAACCAAGAUCCUGCCCUGCUAUCCCAAGGUCAUGAACCUGGGCCAAGCCCUGGAGUGCCGUGUCCACAAGAUCUGCCUCGAGGAGAAGGACAAGAGGCCUGACCUCUAUGCCUUAGCAAUGGGGUAACAGGACUGUGUGCUGUUCAGCUCCUCCUGGAGCAUGCAGUUAAUUUCUUGUGUGAAGUGUGGUACAAAGGAGAAAAUGCAGAAGAUUGUAGGUUUUUCGUUUUAGCAUUUAGGAGUGACAAGAGGUGACUGCAGGUGUGAAACGUAGGUAUAAAAAAGAGAUAGCAAGACAAGCUAACAGAUGUCUUUGCCCACGUCUAUAAGACAAUCUUUAGUUCUGAGAAAAAUAAUUUAGAAGCUCAUUUUUUUCAGUAUGAAUUCUUUACGUGGGUGAGAAUAUCUACAAUGUUAACUUCUCGAUUGUAUGCAGGGCUACUAAGUGCAGGGUACCACUGAGUUGAGACAUGGUCAGCAGUCCCCCAGUUUAUGUCUAGAAUUUUGAAAACUGUGUGAUACCCAGCAGCUCUUUAUAGGUUGUGUCUGUGCAUUGUGCAAACCAUUUAUGCAUCUUGCAGUUACUCGGGUCGAUUGAAAAGCCAGAAGGUGCACAUGGUCCCCGAAAACGAGUUUCACCACAAGGAGCAGCCAGCGCGCAGUGCCACCCCUGCCAGCCAACAGAACGGCCCCGGCAGCACAGGGAAGCCCGCCGGCAGCACGAGCAAGACAGACGAGGGGACAUCCGAGGACGGAGGUGAGUGAGGAGAAAGAUGGCUGCGUUGAAGUAAGUGCAAGUGGAACCAAAAAACAGUUGAGAGUUUUUGAUUCGGUCUUCUUGCAGAUCGGGGAAAGGAUAAAUCUCAGGGGACCACAAAGCCAGUGAACAAAACCAACAAUGCAGCGGCCAAAGUGACCACCAGCAAUGGAAACGGUGCUCUCAACAGGUAAGCUAGCUCAUAUUAAAAAACUUUUGUAAAUAUCCACACCUCUAGUCUUAUGCAUUAUUCUUAGAACACAGCAUUAAACUUUUACCCAUUGCAGCACCAAAACUGUCAAAGACCGGGACGACAAAGAGAAGAGCGGGAAGGAGAAGAAAGAGAAAAAGGAAAAGACGCCAGCUAGCACACCUGAAACAAAGGCGGAGAACCGUCGGGAGAAGCAGAGAGAUGAGAGGGCGGGGAAGGAAGAGCGGGUAGCACGUGAGGGUAAGGAGAAGACCCCCAAGGCAGACAGGGAGAAAGUGAAGGCCGAGGAGAAGAGCAGCAAAGACGACAAGGCCAAAGCCGGCAACGGGGAGCCGAUGGAGCAAUCCAGGGAGCGUGACGCCAUCAAGGAGUCCAAGAGCAAGGAGAAGGGAGACAGGAGCGCUGUGGCCGGGUCCCUCAAGUCACCAGUACCCAGAUCAGAGUCAGCUGAAUCUGAGAGGGGUAAGGAGUCGGUCUGCAUGUUUGUUGUAGCCCUGUUUCACCUGCACUCUUCACACAAACAGCGUCUAUUUAAGCUUCAUUACUUUAACACAUUUAUUUAAAACAUCUGAACAUAGAAGAUUAAGAUUUUCUCACUUUGUUUCACCCCUCACUCCUGAUCCUGAAUUAGUUGAUUUUAUUGGUGGAAGAAAGUUUUUAUUGGAGAUCAAAUGUGCAGCUCUAUUUAAUCCAUAUCUCCCUCUCUUUGUCUGUCCAGAUCACAAACGACGAAAGCUCGACAGCCACUCUUCUCCGUCCCACUCCUCGUCUGUUAAGGUUAGUAUGGCUUGAGGAAGGCUGUGCCCGUUUCUUCUCUAUCUGCCGGAGCGUUCCCCUGCCGUUGCACAUUCCAGCAGCCCUGAAGAUCACCAAGGAGAGUUGUCGUACAUGCAGGCAUCUGGAAAUCCCCACCAAAUCCAUGGGAUUUGGAAAGCAUUCCAUGGACUUGAGCAUUAUAUUUUGCAGAAUUGAGAGAAAACCCCUCAAGGACUUAGCCAAGAGAAUAUUGUGUAUAUAAAGUAUUUUCAUAUUGAAAUAUUUAUCUAUUUUCAUAUUAAUGAAAGCAGUCAGUGUGCCUUGGGAAGGAAGAAUUUUUAAGCAAUUCUAUAUUCCUUGUGGAUUUUUUUUUUUGCUUUUUAAGAUUAUCUGCCUGAAGUUUAAUGGCUUGCCAAAUCAACAGUCUCGCCUUUUCGUGGCAAAGAUUUUUUCUUUUUUUUUCACAAACGAAAGAAGUUUUCACUACUUGAAAAGAUACCCAAGAUCAUUUCCCCGCCUUUUUUGCAAGCUGAGAAGAUUCCCUGGUGAAAGAGAUGUAAAGUUUUUUUACCUUGUCCUCAACGUCCCCGGAUCCAGCAUGGCGUCAGAUGAUGUUCACCGCACCACUCUGCUGCAGGAGCACCCCUACGCUGUGGCUGAGUCAUCACCCCCUCAAAUCUAUUUCCGUUUGUUUAAACGGCCUGCAUGCUGCCUUCAAGUCACACGAUGCGCGUCCGGUCCCGGCCCCUACAGCACCACCCCUACACCUACCAGGCAUCAGCAUCGACAGUCGUACUACCUCCUGGCAAGCACCUAAUGGGAGACCAGAGCCACCAGCAGCCGAGAUCGACGGAGAAAAUGAAUGUUGCAGUUUUGAAUCAGCCAAAAUUGCAGAGGGAAAUAAGCCUGCCCCAACAAAGAGAGAGAGAGGGAGGGAAAGAGUGGGCGAAGCCUGAAUCGUCUGGAGCGUUGCCUAAACCACUGGAAGCUUGUGAUAGGUCUUUAUUUUACCUUCCACCAGAGAAAUAGGCUCCCUGUGUCUUAUCCAUUCCUGAACUGUAAGUGACAGCCACAGUUAUUUAUGUAGGGAUGCAGUCAAGCACAUAAGAAUUGAGUGAUUUGUCUUGCACACACAGGCACAGACACACACACACACACACACACACACAAACACACAUACACACACAGUAUUUACAGCACUUGCACUUUAGAUGUAUUGGCUAGCAGCUGCUCUGUAGGACUUAACUAUUAUGCUGCCUGAACUCUCAGACAUGUCUGUAGUAUUAUGACUUAGCAGUUAUUUGAUAUAUUUGCUCAGGGUUUUUCUAUUUAAAGUAUUAUUGACAUUCCAGAUGUUGAGCUCAUGAACUCUCUUUAUGUAAUAACCUUGUCAAAGCCUUAGUCCUUAAAGGUCAGAGGUCAAGGGCGAAGUAUGCUGUUGGUCCGGCCAGCCCAAAUCCCCUCCACCCCUUCUUCAAACUCUACUACUGUCUGACAACCUCCUUACCAACCCCCCCACCCCCUCCCAGCUCAUCUGUCAUCUCCAUUCAUCCUUACAGGACAAUAGCAACGAACCCAAGGAGUCCACAUCCAAGGUUUGAACUGAUUCCUCCUCUUGUUGCCCAUGUCUGACAUCCAUCUCUGUUCGUGUACCACCAUCUAAAUCAUCGUCAAGAGUACAAUUAUGAAUAUCUGUGUCAGCAUCACCAGAAUUUUUAUUUUUUUUUGCACUUCAUGCAGCAGAAUAAACUGAAAACAUUUGGUCUGAUCUGAUAUUGUUGCCCUUCGAUAAAGCUGUCACGGCCAACAAUUGCUGAGUUUCACAUUAGGCUCACAGUAACAAACAGGCCAAAUAUUCAUCAUCUGUUCACUGAGUCCACUGAGUGAAAGACAGGUGAGAGAGAUCACCUAGACAAUGAGGUACUGGUGCAUACUGGUGAUCAUCUCUGUGGGUUUAUUAUUACAGACGACCCCUGUUACACUCCAGGGUAAUUUAGCAGAUAUCAAAUACAAAGUUAACAGUUGAUUGGAGUGAGGUUCUUCUGUUGAUAAUAGAAGUCACUUCAAAUAUCAUGAGCCUGUUAUCCCUUCAAGUCCAUUUAUAGAAAAAAUAUUAAAAAAGGUAAUUUUACAGAAAAUCCACCCAGAAUAAGAAGAGUCUAUAUCACACCAGUGUAAAUAACGGGAAUUUAACAGUAGUUAUAAUCAUGAAUAAUGGGCACCUCUUUCAAGUCUACAUCCAGUCAAGUCUGUGAUUGUUUCCUUGUGUCUGUUUGGAUGUUUGUAUCAUCUCUGUUCAUCAGUACUUCACACUUUUCUGUGUUGAUCACCAUCAGCUCUGUCUGUCGUGUCUCCGUUAUUACGAUCAAAUAGGAAGCAGGGAUGAAAGUUUGUGUUUCGCUGGAUGUUGUUUCGCACAGGCACUGAAGAGUCUCAUCUUCAUAAGACUGUACUUGUCAGUUCCUUUAAGUUAAACAUGCAACACAUUUGCGCUUAACCUUUAAGGCCUUUAUUUUGACAAACGGAUAAUUAGAUUUGUUGUUUCUUAGCAACACGAGACAUGAGGUUUUUAUAGCUUUCAUUUUAAACAAGUUAUUAUUGAUUUGAUUACUGUAAGUCUUAUUUACACGAACUUUACAGAGUUAAAGUUGCCUCGUAAUUGUCAACUUUAUACCAGUGGAGUUGGUGUUAAUGUUUUACGCUUAGAGCUUUUGGCCACGAACACCAACUUUUUAGCUGAGUCAGGAUUGUUGCUAAAGAACAAGACCUCUGCAGGAAAGCAGAAUAGCUCAGGCGAGAACCAGGCAGCUGGAUCAAUACUGAUGACAAAACAAAAAGUCUAACCACUGGUAGUUUUACCUCGACCACAUACCUAUAAAAUCACCAUUUCCAGUACGAUAAAUGCGAUCUGUUAUGAGAUAUAAGAAGUGUAAAAACAUAUUUCAUUCAUUAUUAAUUUGUCCAGGUCAGAUCAGUAAUCUGUGAUGAUAUAGAACCAUCGUAAAGAAUGAACAGGCUAGUUGAUAUGUUAUUUACCCUCUGAGUCGUCUCUAUGUGUUUGCAAUUUAAUCCAUUCGCAAAAUGGAUCUUCAAGUUUCCACUCGAGUAGAAAGUCUUUGUUAGGAGCUCGUCCUCACUGAUGGGGGGUUGUAUUUUUUUCACAAGAACUUGAAGUGGAAUAAAAAUCAACCUGAAGGCUCUCCUGACAUCUUAUAAGAAGUUCUGUUUGUCUCGUUCUGCUCAUGGAAAAUCCUCUUCACAGCACCACAUCACCUACAACUCAAUAGCCCGGUCCAAGAGCAGAGAGAGGGAGCUGGAGAAGAAAGACUCAGACAACACACAAGGCCGAUCCAAAGAGAAGAAAGAAGAGAAGGAUCGAAAAGACAGGAAACGAGUCAGUAUUCAACCAGACAACUAGUAGUGUUCAUAUCAGUCAGAUUAUUAGAAAAAGGUUCAUCUUUACACACAUACAAGUUUUAUCCAGAAGAAUACUUAAUGACACCUGUAGGACAGAAAAUCUCACUGUCUCUUUUUUCUAUCACCAUGAUUCAUUUACUCUUUGUCCUCUUCUUUUUUAGGACCACGCUGUCAAUGAUCGUGAGGCGAGCCAAGAAUCCAAACGUAAAAAGGAUGAAAAUGGAACUAGUACGUUUGUCUUCAAUAAAUCCAACAACCUUUUAUCCAGGCAAUUACGUGCAACAAGAAGCACUCUCCAAAGAAACCUGAAACUGAAUCGUCUUUCCCCAGAUUCCUCAAAAAACAGCAAGAGCACAAGCCCCUCCUGUGACUCUCCACUUUCAGCCGAGAAAGAGAAGAGCAAAAGAUCGAAAUCUUCCAGUAAGGAGAAGGCGGAUUCUGUGAAACCUGAGCGGACGUCCUCUGGAGGAAAAAAGGUAAACUCAUCAUCUUGUACCGAUGUCAAACAGUCACGUAACUUAAAGAGUCUCAUCACACAGGAAAAAAGAAAUCUAAAUACUCUAAAUAUUUGUGUAGCAUCAUCACUGUGGAUCUGUCUCGUCUCAUACUCGUUUGUGCUCUUGUGUCGCAGGAAUCUCGACAUGAUAAAGAGAAAUCUGAAAAGAAAGAGAAGCGGGACAGCAGCGGUGGGAAGGAAGAUAAAAAACAAUAUCCUUUGAUGUGAUGCCAAAGUCUGAAUUGUGGACAGUUCAAACAUCGUUCGUGACUAAUUAGGAGCUCUAAGUGAAAAUAGAUAGUCAGGUUUGUUACUGAAGGCUGAAUUAGCUAGCGUUAAAAAGUAAAUGUUUACACAGUUGUGCAGCAGUGUCUCUGUAAAUUUAUCUUCCCUUAGUUUCCAUUAUAAGACAGUGACCCCUUUUGUGUCACUUAAUAUCCUCCUAGCAAUUAACUGGUCACCAUUGCAACAGUUGCCAUAUUGUGCUGAGAAGCUGAGUAACAGCCUUGUAAUGCUUGCUUGUAAUAUAAUUACAACAAUAAUCCACAGCUAAUUUAGGCAUUUAACUGUAAGCCAAUAACUGCAAACCCCUCUGAUGCAAUGCAAGCUGAACUCAUCAUGUACUCUGCAACACAGAUCUGGCUGAGGUUUUAAGAGCCGCUAUGUUGCAAAGAGUAUUGCUCACACAGUGGAUGGGUGUAUUCUCCUUUACUGGUGUGGACAAGAAACCUUUCUGUCUGAUCCCAUAUUAGACGGUGUCCAACCGCCUUUUACAUCCACUCUCUGAUAAUGACAAUAAAGCAGCUUCGACUGGAGAGAAUUGAGGUUCUCUUCUCUCUGAUGAAAAGAUAUUUGAUGAAAUAGAAAUAUUCACAUUCUGCCUGUGAUCAAUGUUUAAUUUCCCUUAACAGUGAUACUCAUAAAUCCUCUGACAAGCACAGAUAAUGUGCACUUACCAGUGGAGGUAAGACACAUUCAGUCCAGCGUCUUUUCUGAAAAGAUGAAUGACAUGACUCCACCUGAAGUCAAACCAAAAAAAUUUUGAGUCUGUGCAGUCCAGGAGAGCUGGUGGAGACGCAUUGUCUUUUUACUCUGCUAUUCCAGUGCACACAGCUCUGCAGGAGCCUCACGGGUCAACAGCACUGUCAAUCAUGCUGUUGUGCCCCCUUUGUUACAGGCCAAAUGUUUAGUUAGUGAGUCAGUAAAACUUGGCUUCUCAGAAAAAUGGACGCUAACACAGAUCAGCAUAAUAAGAACUGUGUUAAAGUGUAAGGAUGACGUUUAAGAGGAAAACAAACCCAGGACAUAGUUUGAAUUUUAAAGUUUCACUCAUGUGGAGGAGGUGGGUUUUGUGACCUUGAAAUGUUUUGGCUUCACUUUUGGGGAGCUUUCAUGUUGUUCAUCUUUUAAAACGGUCUUCAGUUUCCUCUGAACAGAUCAGAGUACGUCCUCUCUGCGGUCACUCAUCGGUGUGUUUUUUUCUGUUCCUCUGCAGAACUGGAGAGGCUGUGUUUUUAAUCUACAAGACAUUUGCGGCUCCACCUUUACUCUGUCUUUAACUUUCAUUUUGCCUGUGUUGUUUUGCUGUAACCCCCUCCCCCACCAAUGUUGUUAGCUGUAGUUUUUUGGACGUACAGAUCACCUCAUUGUUUUUCCAUUUCAGUAUACAGCAAGCUCGCUGGAAUAUGUUUAUAUUUGUUUCUUUUGUAUUCUCCAUUAUGGGCACAAUGUGCUGCUCUGAUCACGUGGUUAUUAUUGCUCACUAGAAAAGCGGUUACUGUAUGAAAUGAUCUGACCCCUGGUCAUGGAUUCAAUAAUCUCAAGCUUGAAAACUUGUAUUCUUUUGUAUGUUGUCAGGCUUUUGCUUUUGCUCGUUUUAUUGGAGUUAACAUGCUUUCCAUACUCACUUACCUCAUAUCCUUUUUGAGAUACUUAGAUACGUUUUAUUUAUUUAUCUCCAACUUUUAAUCCCAGUUAGACAGUGGGUGUGAGUGAGGAAUCUGAAACAAAGGACCAGUUUGUAUAUUGUGUACAAUAAUAAAGAGAGUAACAUGAAAUUCACAUCAUGUUAUUUCUUUCCUUUUUUUUUUUUUUCAAUGUCCCUUACAGUCCUUUUGUGAUUUUGUGUUAAUCAGGUUUUUAUAUAAUUUAUAAAAAGCCAGUUCGACCUUGACUCAAAUGUAGAAUUGUAAAGAAAUCAGACAAAAAGAAUCUGAAGCUCUGUACUCCAAAUACAUCUGUUUUGAAAUGACUUUUGGAGAUUUUAUCUGCUGUACUCAAUGAGUGUAAGCUUUUUUUAAAAAAACAAAAACCAAUAAAUAAUAGUUUUCCUAGUGUGUCAAAUUGAUGUCGUCUCUUACCUUUUUUUCAUCCCCUUAAAGAGAAAGUGGACCUUCAGAAAAUGAAUCAGUGACAUCUAGGUAGGGUUGUACUGCACAAACAAGUAAAUAGACAAAGGCUACGUUCACACUGCAGGUUAUGAAGCACAAUUCAGAUUUUUUGUUAAAUCUGAACUUUUUGUGCGGUCGUUCACAUUACAACAACGAAUGCGGCAUCUAAUGUGAACAGAGUGCGUCCGUGAAGUGACCCGCAUGCGCACAAAGCAGGACGUGAUGCAGUGUGUUUGCUGUAUGAGCCCUUUGUUUUGGCUCGAACUCUAAUGUUUCUUCUUUUCGCCACUGGCUGUUCUCCGUUCCCUCGUCCACCAUUGCUUUCCACGACUGUUUGUGUUGUCAAACAAUGGUGAUGUUUGUCGCAUAUUGAUGACGUAUAGGUCGGAUGAACGCGACCUGAGCGUCCACACUGCAGUCACAUAGGAUACAUGUCCGAUUAUCUUCACAUACAAAAGAGGCCUGGGUUGGAUUCGAAAAAAAAAGACUCAGAAUUGCACCGUUCACACUUAUAUAAAAAAAUCAGAUACAUGUCACAUGGUUAAAAAAUUAGAAUCGACCUGCAGUGUGAACAUGGCCAAAGUUUAUGCCAUUUUAUUUACUACAAAGCUGAGUUUUUCCAAGUUAAUUAACUUGACAGAAAACUCAUUUAGUUUUCGUAUGAUGGUGUGAUUGGCACUUUUCAAACAGAAUGUUGUGUGAAGGAAGAACAAUAACGGUGUUUAAAUAUUAAGACUGCCCAAAGGCAAGCCCAUAAUCAAGAAAAUGUGAGAACAGUUUGUCUAAGAAGUAGAUUUGUCUUUUUUCUGUCUUUAGGAUUUCAACUGUCUUUUGGGAGAGUUUCUUUACAAAUCAGAAGUUGCCCAUGAAUUCAACUCAACCAACAUUCAGAGUUCUAGAAAUUAGAUGUUUAGAUCAUUAAAGAAUAAAAAGUAGAGCUUGUUGUCAAUUUUAAAAUUAUGAUCACCAGCAGAAUUUCAAUUGUAAAUGGUGAUCAACUGAAUAUUGACCUGCAUUUUUAAAUUCUAUCAAUUUUAAAGUCCAUAUUAACAGUAUUGAGUAAUUCAUUGCAGUGUCCUGAUUUAGUUGACAAAUUAAAGUUUUCCACAGUGAUGGUUGGCUUUCCCUUAUGUAAUUUUACACACAGGGCUGUGGUGAUUCACACUCUAAAUAGUGCUUUGCUGACAUCAGUCUGACUAGCUGCACCUGUAUGCUUAGUUUAGAUUAACAUAUAAAAAGAGAUAAAUGAAAACAGGGUCUCUCUCAGCAUUAUCCAAUCCAAUAGACUGAAAUUGUGUCAUCCUCCUCAGACCAGGCCCAACAUUAUUUGAUUGAAAUGGUCAGUGCAUAGUUCUUUAUAAAUAUAGUUUUAUUUCCUUUAACUAUUCAUAGUUGAUCAACACGGGAUCAAAAUUAAGGGCUUAAGGUUUCAUUCAUAGCAUGGCUAGCAUAACUAAUUAGCACAAAACAACUAGAUAUGGGUUGAGACCAAAAUUACAUUUGACAGAGAAGGGUCACAAAAGAAAAAACAUUCUUGUAGUAGGACUUGCAUUUUUAUAUGUAAAACAUAUUUUAUCUAAGAUCUUAGAAAAAGUUGUGUCCCCUCAGCUGAUUUCUUUUAUGGAUGACAGUCACAUCUUUGAAAAUUUUCAAUCUUGUUUUCUACUCCCAUCAUUGCACUGAGACUGCUCUGGUCUGGUCAAGGUCUCUAAAGACUUAAUGCUUGCAGCUGAUUCUGGCUUGUACUCUAUUUCCUCUUGACCUCAGCAUUUGAUGCAGUUGACCACAAUGUUUUGGGAAGAACUUUAUUGAUCCCAGAAGGGAAAUUUUUAACAAAUAUUAAAUAUUCUUAUUCAGCUGCUUGAAAUUCUCCGUUGUGAUGCAGCUUUGGACAUGGGGUCUAUCUCGGGUCUCCUUCUAUUCCCUGUAUACAUGCUUCCCCAGGGGCAAACCCUGCUAUGCAGAUGACAUUCAGCUCUGUGCUCUGUUAAACCUGGCACAGCUGAUGUUUCCCACAUAUGGUCCCACCUGUCUAAAUCAAGAAUUGGAUAUCCGUUGCUAUAUAAAUUAAAGUAUUAUUAUAAUCAUUGUUUUAGAGUUAGGGUAAGUAAAGGCAUGUUGAGAGAAAAAUAUUUUUCUUUCUCUUUUCACAAAUUUCUGUGAUAUACAAAUGACAGUACAUAUCAAGUCCAAAGAUGAAUAUAAACCUGCUUUUAUUAAGGAAAUGUAAUAAAAUCUUUGUACAUGACCUCUCCACAGAGGUUCAUUGUGUCCAUACAUGCAACUCUCAUGGUUGAGGUACCUUUACAAAUGAAUUGGAAAAACUAAAACCAAACUGGAUCAGAUGCCGUAAUUGGACACUAACUAAACCAGGGUCCAUUUUGAGUUGCAGUUUGGUCGAACUAUCACCAAAUUCACAUGCACUUUAUCUGGGGAGAAACAGAUGAGAACUUCUGAUAUACUAAACAAAUGUAGGCGUACAUGGUUUGUAGCGUUUGUAGGUUUUUCCCCUCAGUUUGUAAAAAGUUCACUUAUACAAACAGACAAAAUGUUUCUUUUGUAGCUCUCCUUCCCUUAAUGUACAAUUCCCCGGCUCACCGUCUGCAUAAUGCAUAGACACAGAAAGCUCAUCACAACCAAAGAAGCCAUGUUGUGUUAUCAUUUACCCAAAAAUGUUAAGAUUCACAGCUGCAGAUACUGCAUCGACAUGAGAACAGCUUCUAAGUGUGUACAAAGUGUAAACCAUAAGCUCAGUUAAACCGUAGAUGAAACAUAAAGGGGUUCACUCUCCCAGGAUUUAUAACGCUUUGAUUCAAACAGUAUGGCACUAAGUGAUAAAAAGCGGACCUCAUCUCAAUAAAAGUGGUCUUUUGUUUCCAAAUAGUGGCAGUUGAAACGAAUGCUUGUGGUCGAUUUCAAACAAAAGCAUCUAAAUGAACACAGAGUCAGUUGUGUAUAAUGUCCAACAGGCUUUAAAAUAACACCACCUAAACAGUUUCAUAGUAUUGAUAUUUUCUGAGUAAAAACUGGGGUAAAAUGUUGUUAUUGUAAUCAAUGCUUAACCUAUUGAUUGAUGCUUGUCCUAAAUAUUAUGAAACUGAAAAUAGUCUUAUAGUAAAACAAGAAAUGACUUUACUUCACUAAAUAUAACAUUUAUUCAACUUAAGAUUUCACCACAAAAAUAUGUCUGUAAAGGACUCAAAUGACUUCUUAAUAAGUAAUCCAGGAUGCUUUGACUGCAAAUCAUGGCUUUUUUUCUUCUUCUUCUUCUUCUUCAGAUCAGAAAACAACUGAAAUUACAACAGUUCAUCUAAUUGUUAUUUGAAGCUUUGCCCUCAGUCCAUAGAUUAUUUUCAAAUUUUCAAGUUAUUGAAUUUUUUGUUGCAUUGCCAUGACGCCCGAUUGCUCCGUAAGGCACUACAAGAGGCAAAUCUCAUGUUUCCAGAAGCAUAAGUCCGGUUGCGUCAUUGCCCUCUGUUAGUGUGACGGGCCUCACAGCCCAGAAUGAGCACUUGUUGAGUGUUAGGCUUGAGUCCAAGCUGAUGACAAAGAGGGCUGUCGCCUCUAGGAUGACAGCCUCGGGGUGUCGGGGUCACACACAGUGGCUGUUUCCAUCCAGACGCUCCAGUGGGAAUCCACACAUCCUCACUUCUGCAGGGGCCAAAGGAGAAGGUUUUAAAAUACAUGUCAUUGUCAUCUUUAAAGUCGUUUCACCUCAUAAACUCAAGUUCCCCUGAUGCCUUAAAAAAGUGAGUCAACUGGACACAGGUUACAUUGUUCAUUAAAAAUCAUGUGGUUUAAAAUUUUGAAAAAGCCACCUGAGAUGGUUGAAAUGAAUUUGACUUAAAGUGCACCAAAAACCUUAAUUAUAGAUGUAUACAUUUACCUUCACAAAGAUCAGAAUGAAUAUUAUGAUCCCACUGAGCAAUAGACGGCUAUUAGACAUCUAGUUUUUUGUUUUAGUCCUAAUUUCAACCGUCUAGAUUCUGUAUAUUUUUAGACAGAAUCUAGACGUUGCAGUUAUUCGAUAACUAUUCGUUUCAAAAAGCAACUGUGAGUUACAUAGCUCAUCUUCAAGUACUCAACCAAAAUAAUUAUGAAAGCCGCUGAGCAAAAUACAGUGUAGUAUAGAUAAAGCCCAGAUUUAGACUUGGUCUAAAUUUAGACAUCGGUCCUCUAGGCAAUAUCUAGACGUCUAUUAGACCUCUUUUAGGCCAAAAAAAUGCUCAGUGGGAUGGGUGCAUUUGGACUUGAUUUACUGUGUAAACCAAUUUGAACUUUAAUAACAAUAACUUUGAUUAAUGAAUGUUUUUAAAGUAGGAACAAUGUUGCAUUCUGAGUGAUCAGCUUUUCUAAAACCUUCAUUUAUGGGAUCAUUUUAAAACUGAAACUAAUAAUGUCUAUAAACUGAGCUGUGAAAAAAUCAGUUGCAUUAUAUCCCAACUUUAUAUCAAAUUACCCAUCUGUGUUCAAUAUUUGACUCUGACAGAUCAAAGCCCCAUAAUAACAGCAGCAGUUACACCUCAACAACAAAAGCAAUGCUAGAGACAGCAUGAUCACACAUCAUCUAAAAUCACUGCAGAGAAAGGAUUCUGGCACAUUUCAUCGCCGCUUCGCUGAAAGCAGCCUGAAAAGCCACUGGGCCCUGACAGGGAAAAGUGUCUGUAAUCCAUGCAACAGCAGCAGAGCUGGUGAGUGUAUAUCUGGAGCGGCUAUCACUCCAAAGCCGCUUUGACUGUAGGUGGUAUUGUAAACAGAAGCAAUGUAAGAAGUUGUGAUACUUGCGUCAUUUAUGUUUUGAGGUGUGUCAACUGCAAAGCCCAAUGAAGUUCACCUUGUCCUAACGUGAUCUUCAGAGAAAAUGUUCAGUUUGAUGCCAUUUCUUAAAUAAACAAUCAUUUCAACUUAAUCAUCAAUUUAAAAGUUUUGUUUAAGGUUAAUUUGUUAAUUAAUUCCUACAAAUAGGCUUAUAAGAUUCAGUUGCCAUGGAUGCAUUACUGAACAUCAAUGAAGGUCUAGUUUCUUUUCUCUGGUCUAGUCAAAAAUGGAUAAAAUCAUCUCUAAAUGAGUAUUUUGUUUAAACCUCUCUGUGUCUUGGGUAGGUAUCUAGGUAAUAAAUGGGAUAUGUAUAGUGAACAGAUAAUUAUGCAGAUUAGAAUCCAAGAGACAAGACCAUUUCGC